Ipomoea triloba (trilobed morning glory) is the source of this 948-nucleotide messenger RNA. Its product is annotated as mitogen-activated protein kinase kinase kinase 17-like. Gene Ontology annotation, biological process: protein phosphorylation. The coding region runs from base 1 to 948 and encodes 315 amino acids. Lineage: Eukaryota; Viridiplantae; Streptophyta; Magnoliopsida; Solanales; Convolvulaceae. The transcript has 2 exons. The record is from RefSeq and is a predicted model, not a curated record. Gene Ontology annotation, molecular function: protein kinase activity; ATP binding.
AUGAAUUGCCAAAAGUUGGAACUCCUUGGUGGGGGAGCUCACGGCAUUGUAUUUCUCGGUCAAUAUUAUACUUCACCUCCUUUCAAUGCUCCAGUGAAGAUAGCCGUGAAGUCUUCGAAGAUCGAGUUUUCUGAUUCCAUUUGGAAGGAAGGGCAAAUCCUAAGAAUGUUUCAAGGAUGUCCCUAUAUAAUUCAAUGUUUUGGAGGUGACACAAGCGUAGAGCAUGGGAACAUUGUGUACAACCUUCUGUUGGAGUACGCUCCCGGCGGAACACUCCAGGGAUUGAUCAAUUCUCAGGAAGGAUUUUUCUCGGAACACGAGGCUUCGCUCUACGCUUAUCAGCUUCUGAAGGGAAUUCAAGAGGUGCAUCGUCUCGGGUUUGUCCACUGCGAUUUGAAGCCCAACAACGUUCUUCUCUUCCCAUGCAGUUGCGGUUGUGGCUUGAAUCAGCUCAAGAUUGGCGAUUUCCGGCUAUCUAAGGUCGCCGGAGAGGAGGGUCACCACGGAGCUUUACUCUACACCUCCCCGGAAUCUCUGUUUUGCGGCAUUCAUGAGGCGCCUAAGGAUAUAUGGGCCAUAGGGUGCAUGGUGGUGGAGAUGAUGACCGGGAAGUCUCCUUGGAGGUUUACAUCAUCAUCAUGUAACACUAAUGACGUUAAUAAGUUAGCUGUAGAGAUGGCUUUCAACAAACCCCAAAUCCCAACCGGCAUAUCUAAUUGUGCCAAGGAUUUUGUGAUGAGGUGUUUCGAAAGAAACCCAAAUGUCAGAUGGACUGCUGAUAAGCUACUCAAUCAUCCAUUUGUUGCGCGUAACAAUAAUCCGUUGCUAUGUCGAACAUGGGAGAAUCAUAAAGUCUUGGGCAAUAGGCUUUUCAAGACCGAAAAAUGGAUUUCUAAAUUUGGUUUAUUUUCUACUCCGAUUUCGUCAUGCACUUGCGGCUGUCGCUAA